Messenger RNA from Seminavis robusta, 264 nucleotides. NCBI's taxonomy places the organism in Eukaryota, Bacillariophyta, Bacillariophyceae, Naviculales, Naviculaceae. The record is from the annotation of a GenBank genome assembly.
AUGGUCCCUUCUAUCUCGUCCUCAGCAGCAGCACCCGAACACCCAACCUCCUCUGAGAAGCAUACUAGUUUCGAGAACAGUGUUGCCUACCAAUUGCUCGUGGAAAAGACCAAGAACGCUCAACUGGAAUCAGCCUUUGACAAACUCAAGUCGCAAUAUGCCGAGCUGCAAGUCGAAUUGGAGAAGCUCAAGCUGGAAAAUGGCAAUCUCGUUACUUUGACCAAUGCUGUGGCCAUGGCAGAAGAACUGCUAGCCAUGGCAUAG